AUGCAGACAAAAUUCGUUUUUAUUGCUGGUCUUCUCACCGUUCUAUUUCUUUUCUAUUUCAAUACUAUCGUUGAAUCAACAUUAAUCGUACAUAGUGAUGAACAAGGAGAUGAUGGAAGUUCAGAAGAUUUUGAUGUUGACAAACGUCUUGCUGCAGCCAAAUUCGCUAGUGGACUUGGAAAACGAUUAGUAUCAGCUAAAUUUGCUAGUGGUCUUGGCAAACGUUUAGCAGCGGCAAAAUUCGCUUCAGGCUUGGGCAAACGACUAGCAUCAGUUAAAUUUGCAUCCGGUCUCGGUAAACGAAGUGUGGAAUAG
Messenger RNA from Adineta steineri, 315 nucleotides. The record is from the annotation of a GenBank genome assembly. Lineage: Eukaryota; Metazoa; Rotifera; Eurotatoria; Adinetida; Adinetidae.